AUGCAGUGCAAUCACACGACUGCAGUGUCACGAGUGCGUCGCGCUUCACUAAACAAUACACGCGACGCUAAACAAAUACUUCUGGGAGCAAAACAGGCCGUCGGAGCGCUCGGAUUGGACUGUGAAACAACUGUGGGAAAAAAGGGGACAUGUAAGAGUUUUCGCGAUUGCUACCCGCUUUUCAAAGUUGUGGACUUAUCUGGAUGGGAUGGAUGGGUGAUGGGCCACUACGACACAUGCAGCUACGUCAAUUCUAACAACAUGGAGGUGUUCGGCGUUUGUUGUACGGAACCGGCGGGCACACCCCCGCAACAGGAGCCCGAUGUCCAACGAUUCGGUGAUCUCCCACAAGUGGUACCGGCACAAGCGCCGCCUACAUAUUUUGCCGGGUUUCCAGGCCGAAUCUUGUCCUCGCUAUCACAUCAAUGGAGUUUAAGUGAUGUGAAUCGAGUACGUCAAAUACCAGAAAACUGGCCGCCUCCUAUUCCGCCGCUACCAACCCAUCCACCGAAUCACGCUGCACCAACUCAUCCUCCUUCUUUUGUGGCUGGUAACGUUGAGCCUACUACGAGUAAGCCCGGAAUCCCUAGUACACCGACAACAACUUGGGGAACUAAACCUCCAGCAAGCACCACAAAACAAACAUGGCCUCCCGCAUAUCCGACACAACCAACUAAACCGACUGGCCAACCAUCUGUAGACGGCUCAUGUGGCAUAAAGAACGGCCCUCAGACUUACGGCAAUACUUACGAGCUGCAAGACGAGGAGAGGAUCGUGGGCGGUCAUAAUGCCGACUUGAACGAGUGGCCGUGGAUCGUGGCGCUGUUCAACGGGGGGCGGCAGUUUUGCGGCGGCUCAAUAAUCGACGACAGACACGUGCUUUCGGCAGCUCAUUGUGUUGCACACAUGACGUCGUGGGACGUGGCUCGCUUGACUGCCCGCCUGGGCGAUCACAACAUUCGCACCAACACCGAAACGCAACACGUAGAGAGGAAAAUCAAACGAGUUGUCAGACACCGAGGAUUCAACAUGCAGACAUUGUACAAUGACGUCGCUCUUCUCACGCUAGACCAACCAGUGACGUUUUCGAAGUCAAUUCGUCCGAUAUGCUUGCCUAGUGGCAACAGAGCCUACGCUGGUCAAGUGGCUACCGUCAUAGGAUGGGGCAGUUUACGCGAGAGUGGUCCUCAGCCAUCCGUACUGCAAGAGGUGACGAUCCCGAUUUGGCAGAAUUCGGAUUGUCGUCUGAAGUACGGCUCUGCGGCUCCAGGUGGUAUCGUCGACCAUAUGAUCUGCGCCGGCAAGGCUAGCAUGGACUCUUGCAGUGGUGAUAGUGGUGGUCCUUUGAUGGUGAACGAAGGUGGUCGUUGGACUCAAGUGGGAGUGGUCUCGUGGGGUAUUGGAUGCGGUAAAGGGCAAUAUCCUGGCGUGUACACUCGCGUUACCGCCUUCCUACCAUGGAUACAGAAAAAUUCUAAGAAC
Messenger RNA from Iphiclides podalirius (scarce swallowtail), 1482 nucleotides. NCBI's taxonomy places the organism in Eukaryota, Metazoa, Arthropoda, Insecta, Lepidoptera, Papilionidae. The record is from the annotation of a GenBank genome assembly.